AUGCUUUUUCGCAAGGUCACGGCGUACCUAGAUGCAGUGACGGAGGCUUCCAGGCAGGAAGAUGGCACCGCCUUGACGCACCUUUUCUCCUACGAUUGCCUAUCGCAUGGUUUAGGGCAUCAAUUUGCUCGUAUGGAUGUCCGUCAGGCCAUUCGUAACAACGCUGCAGUAAAGCGUGUCGCGCAUGUUCCUGAGCUCCUGGAGCCCUUCUUGCGCGCUGCCGGAUGUUUGGCGGAUCAAGAGGUGGAGAAAGCCUUCGAGCACCAUCGAUCAGCUUUCGUUCUGGCGGGUGAUUUAUACAAAGACCUCCAGGAAGAGUGGCUCCUCAAUCUAAUGCGCAAGCUCGCGCGCGGCCUACGCCUCUUGGCGCAGAAAGUGGACAAGGAGAAGGUGCGAUUCGAUCCCAUCAUGAACGAGGCCGUCAAAGCCAUCUCGGAUAAGUUUCGGCUCUUCGGCACGGUCACAGCCAGUGGGCGUCGACGGGUGGCUCUGAUGCUUGCGAACGAACAAAUAAUAUGCUACCUGCAGCUGAACAAUCCUCGGCAGUGCAAACCUUUGACGGACUGGGCGGACGCCCGGCACAAGCUCACGGACGAUGACUUCACGUCCGGCGAGUUUGCUCAAGCGGAUGCUGUCACAUACCAUUUCCUUCGGGCGCGCCUUUUUUUGCUCGACACGAAUUACAAAGAAGCCGAGCGCUUCCUGACCUAUGCGUUCCGACACUGCCCCGCUGCCGCUCACCGCAACAAGCGCACCAUCCUCUCCUACAUGGUGCCGGUGAAGCUCAACCUUGGUUUGCUGCCACGGCCACCCCGUCCUCUCGCACCGUGGCGUAGUCUCUCAUGUGCCCGCUUCCCCAACCCCACCCAGCGCGGCCUUCUCGAGCGCUUUCAGCUCAAAGAGUUUGAGGCGCUGGUGGCUGCUUUGCGCGAUGGGGAUUUCCGUCUGUAUCAAGAGCAGCUUGACAAAUAUCAGGAUGACUUUAUUGCCCGCGGGGUUUAUAUCAUAUUGGAGAAGCUCAAGCUUUUC
Messenger RNA from Nannochloropsis gaditana CCMP526, 1029 nucleotides. Its product is annotated as pci domain-containing protein 2. Gene Ontology annotation, biological process: poly(A)+ mRNA export from nucleus; post-transcriptional tethering of RNA polymerase II gene DNA at nuclear periphery; transcription elongation by RNA polymerase II. The record is from RefSeq and is a predicted model, not a curated record. The transcript has 2 exons. Gene Ontology annotation, cellular component: transcription export complex 2. The annotation marks the transcript as partial. Gene Ontology annotation, molecular function: RNA binding; double-stranded DNA binding.